GUGAACAAGGGGUCUAUCCAAGUUCAAAGAGAUCCACUGGAUUCAGAAGAGUGGCAGUUUAAGCUCAGAACAGAAGUGGCCUGGGAUGAAGAGCUCACCACCCAUGAGCACAAAGCUCAAUCAGGUGGCAAGCAGGAGGCCAUCAGCUGGAUGAAGAUCAAGGGGCAAGUCCUGCCCAGUGAGUCCCACAAUACUGCAAAUGAGGCAUUGGAGGCAGUGGUGCCUGGAAAGAGGAGAAGACCAUUGGCAAUUGAAGACAAGAAGGGGGUUGAUGAUGAAGCUUCAGCUCCUGAGACUGAUGAAAAGGACAGCAAACUAGACAAGAACAAUGUCUUUGAUGCUGAGCAGGAAGCUGAAAAGUUGUCUCAGAUUGGUGGCAAAGGGGGCACAGAGGCCAAGGCCAGGAUCAGCAAGAUGCUGAAACUGGUUGAAAAAGUCAAGGGUGAAGUUGGCUCAAAGAAGGCAGCAUACUUGAAGGAGUCUGAAGCUGCCUUGAAAGUGCUGCUCAAAAAAAAGCCAACAGUGGAAGUUGCAAAAGAAAAACUCUUUGACUGCGCACUGGCCAUCAAAAAAGCAAAGAACCUGUGA
Durusdinium trenchii is the source of this 588-nucleotide messenger RNA. The record is from the annotation of a GenBank genome assembly. Lineage: Eukaryota; Dinophyceae; Suessiales; Symbiodiniaceae.